GGAGGGACGGGAAAAUCACAACAGAGAGCUACUUCUGCUUUGACAGCCCUGUGUCUUUUGCCGCUGAAACACUCUUUCUACGGGGAAGGGAGAUGUCACGAAAACCUAAAGAUGAAUACUACCGUUUUUUCACCGUUACCGACCCACGCGCACACGAGAAGGGACACACCGAGUACAAAGUGUCAGCAAGGUUUGUGUCAAAGCGCCAUCCAGAAGAUGUGAAGGAGGUGGUCGUGUGGAGGAGGUUCUCAGAGCUGAAGAAGCUCCACGGGGAGCUGGCCUACACUCACAGGAACCUGUUCAGAAAAGAGGAAGAGUUCCCAUCGUUUCCCCGCGCACAAGUCUUUGGAAGGUUUGAUGAAGCUGUGAUAGAGGAGAGGAGACAAGCUACAGAGGCCAUGCUCCUAUUUACUACCAGCAUACCUGCACUCUACAACAGCCCACAGCUCAAGGACUUCUUCAGAGGUGGUGAGGUCACGAGGCCUCUGGAUGCCCCCCCUCUGUCCACUGCCGGGCCUCUGCCUCCCCCUCUCAUCCCCCUCCCCAAGCGGAGAGCCUCAGACUGUGAACCUGCAGAGGAGGAGGAGGGGAGGGAGGCUCCCACCUUACCCCAGGACCUGGGCACCAACCUGAGCUUAGAGGUGGGAGAACCAGAGGUGGCCGCUGAGGCUUACAGCGAGAUGGGGGGCUCUCCGAGAGAAGAACCAGAACCAGAACCAGAACCAGAACAAGAGGAGCUCAGCGACACGGAGCUGGAUGACAUAAUUCCAUUUCCCGACCCAUGCCAAGAUGAAAUCCCCCUAUCACCUGAGUCCCAGGAAGAGUUUGACUCCCUGUUUGAUUCUGUGGCAGAAGAUCUAGCCUCAUCCCCAAAAGAGGAAGGGCCUCCUCCUCUGACUGAUAAUGACUUGGCUGUCUUUGACCCCUGCUAUAAACAAGAUAAAUCCAAUUCCUGCACUGACUACUCAGACUUAUUCUCCCUGCCACCAACCAGUCUGGACGGAGGGGACGUGGGUUAUCUAAACCAAGCUGCCACUGAGCUAACAGCUGCAAUGGAGCUGGAGAAGGAGGGAGAGUUCAGUUCUGCCAUCCGCAGGUACAGGACGGCCGUGGACACACUGAUCACUGGAGUAAAAGGAGACCCCGAUCCGAUCCGCAGAGAGUCCGUGAUGAGAAGGACAGCUCAGUACCUGAAGCACACGGAGAUGUUGGUGGACAGGCAUUCCUCGCCUUCAAACACUCUCACACACACACAGGACUCUUAGAAGCACACACACCUUUUGAUAUAUUCUGUUCACACACGAGUAUGGAAGAGUAAACAUUUCACGAAUGGAUCAAUGGAUCUCAAUACAUUUAUAAAAUCAUUUAGAAGUAAAAGCCUUAAUCAUCAAAUAAAUAUGCAGGUUAUUUAAAUGAUCAUACAGUUUAUGCACAGAAAAAUAAACAAAUUAAAUAUAUUAAUUUGAAAACACAAGGAUAUAAGUAAAGAGAGGAAUAAGUAAAAACUCAAAACAAUUUGAACAAACAAGAAUAAAUUGGUAAAUGAUUGAAAUUGGUAAAAAACAAAUACAUUAUAUGUAUUUCUUCCAUUUCUGUGCACAAUUGAUUGUAUAUUCAAAUGAAUCUGCAUAAUUACCGACUCCUUAAGGCUUUUAUUUCUACAUUCUUUUUCAAAUGUAAUUAUUUAUUAGGUAAUUUAUUGAUUCAUGUACUUAUAUAAUGGCAGCCUUAGUUCUCCAUACAUAAAGACAGAUCAAAGACAUAGAAGCUCAGGGUUGUGACAUCCAUAUGCACACAUACAUGUCACACAUACAUGAAGACACACACUCUUGAGGUACACACUACACUGCAGACUACUUUAGCUGCCUCUGUGUAGUGCAUCAUCUGUUCAAUGUAAAAGCUACAUUUAAAAUCACAUGAAAAUAUUACUUUAAAGCAUUAAUAGAUACAAUCUGUGAUCUCUCUUUCUCUUGUUUGAUUCCUUCCUUUCCUUCUCAAUGCUUUCUUGUUGAAUACGAUUAUAUGUGUGUAUCAGUCAUUUGCAUUUUGCACAAACAAUGUUUUUGUUAAUAAAAAUGCGUCAAUAA
Trematomus bernacchii (emerald rockcod) is the source of this 2087-nucleotide messenger RNA. It is a transcript of the gene snx15, whose product is annotated as sorting nexin 15. Gene Ontology annotation, molecular function: phosphatidylinositol binding. The record is from RefSeq and is a predicted model, not a curated record. The transcript is spliced from 7 exons. Lineage: Eukaryota; Metazoa; Chordata; Actinopteri; Perciformes; Nototheniidae. Bases 93 to 1265 code for a protein of 390 amino acids.